Messenger RNA from Copidosoma floridanum, 3402 nucleotides. It is a transcript of the gene Tsf2, whose product is annotated as transferrin 2. The record is from RefSeq and is a predicted model, not a curated record. Gene Ontology annotation, cellular component: recycling endosome; extracellular region; early endosome. Gene Ontology annotation, biological process: iron ion transport. NCBI's taxonomy places the organism in Eukaryota, Metazoa, Arthropoda, Insecta, Hymenoptera, Encyrtidae.
AUCAAAGUUCAUACAGUGUACAGGGCGUUGGCAUCAUUCUUGCGGGACCCAGUGGCCAGCGUACAAUUUUAAUGUUCUCGCACGCCCUGCGUGCUUGGGCUGCUUGUUUUUUGUUCGUUUAAUAACAAUCAAAUCGUCAUACGCAAAAAUGUGGACACGCAAUCCUUCACAGAGACUUGUUUUGUUGUCUACCCUGCUUUUUGUAGUGUUUGGUAGCUGUGCAGGGCAAAAUUUAAACAACACAGCAACGUGGUGUACAACGUCAGACAGCGAACAGAACAAGUGCCUUGAAUUCGCCAGGGCAGUGGACAGUGAGAUAGCAUCCUUCAGAAAUUUCUACAUCUCCAUAAAGUGCAAACAAGCCUUCAACAAGGAUGAGUGCAUGUCCAUGUUGGAUCAAGAGAAGGCGCAGCUCACCACCUUGGAUGCCGGCGAGGUGUUUGUUGGGGGCAGAUAUCACAGUCUGGUGCCUAUAAUGCAGGAGAUCUAUGAGAGUGGGGUCAACUAUCAGUAUGCGGUGGCUGUCGUCAAAAAGGGUAAAUUGCCCGAUGUGCACCAUAUGAGAGAUCUGAGGGGCAAGAAGGCUUGCUUUGCUGGUGUUGGUAUGCUGGCUGGAUGGGUCACACCUAUUUACAAUCUGAUGAAGGAUGGUGGCAUGGAGAUAGUGGAUUGUAACAACCAUGUGAAAUCGACCAUAAAGUUCUUUGGCCCAAGUUGUGCUGUUAAUUCGUUGGUCAACAUCUACAAUCCUCUUGGAGACAAUUCUGAUCAGCUGUGCGAGCUCUGUAUCGGCAAAAUACCUGGUGGCAAGUGCACCAAGGCUGACCCUUACGCUGGCUACGAAGGAGCCUUCAAAUGUCUGGUCGAUGUUGGCGACGUUGCCUUCCUGGUCCAUACCACUGUUGAUGAAAUGACCAGCACUAACUUUGAACUACAUUCCAUCAAAAAAGAAAAGUACGAACUUUUGUGUCGCAACGGAUCUCGCAGGGACAUAAACGAAUACGCCCAUUGCAACUGGGGAGAAAUUCCAUCCAAUGCCAUCGUCGUUUCGUCCGCGACGAAUCAAGAGAAACGUAAACUGUAUCAAAGGUUCCUCGAGGAAGCUGUUAGAAUAUUCGGCAAACACGCAGACCGUAGUGGACAGUCUGACAGCGAGUUUCACAACAAUCGCUCGGAAAAUCGCGAGGACAGAGAUUUCAACGACGAUCAGAACCGCGAUCAUUACAAUUCCUACAACAGACGGGAAAAUUACAACAACUUCUCCACCUCUGGGUUCGAUGACAGAGACAGGAGCACGCAAGAGCCGAAUAUUCAAACGAUCGAAAAGUUUCACCUGUUCGAGUCGGCGCCUCGCUACGGCCGACAACACAAUCUUUUGUUUUCGGAUGUAGCCAAGGACUUUGUGCGCAUCCAAGACUCGGAUCAGAAUUUCUCUGGUUAUCUGAAAAAGUCCUUGGAGAUGAUAUAUGCCGUGAGAAGAUGCCCAGUGAACAGAAUGACUCUGUGCGUCACCUCAGAGCCUGAAUUCGAGAAAUGUACCAAGAUGAAGAUUGCCUUGAAAGCCCAGCUGAUGCAGCCAGAGUUGCUGUGCUUCAAGGGCCAAAGUCACAUUCACUGCAUGCAAGCCAUACAAAACGGUCAAGCCGACGUGACGGUUCUGGACGCGGGUGACGUUUACACGGCUGGCCAGCGAUACGAGCUCAUACCCUUCAUUUCCGAAGUCUACAACUUGGGUUCUCCAGUUUAUUACGCCGUCGCAGUGGCAAAGGUAGAGGACAACAGCACCGAUCUCACGUAUCUCAAGACAAAGAACACCUGUUCUCCCGGUAUCAACACAGCUGCGGGAUGGGUUCACCCGAUGGCUUAUCUACUGUCCAACAGUUGGAUCCGUGGUUAUGGAUGUGACUCGGUUCGCGCCGCGUCCGAGUACUUCUCAAAGUCCUGCGUGCCUGGCGCGCGCAACACCGAGUACAACACUAGGGUGCCCGAUGACAACAUGUGCGACUUGUGCCACGGCACGAAAGAUCGUUACUGCCGACGAGACGCUUCCGAGGAUUAUUACGGCCACACGGGCGCCAUUCGCUGUCUAGUCGAGGGCGGUGGUGACGUUGCCUUUGUUAAACAUACGACAGUUGCCGAGAACACUGACGGCAAACGCCGAGAAUUCUGGGCCCGAAACACCUUCACCACCGACCUUCAGCUUCUCUGUCCGGAUGGAACUCGCAAAUCCACCCUCGAGUACCAUGACUGUAAUCUUGGAAAAAUUGCAGCCAAUGCUGUCGUUACUCGUGGCGGCUAUUACGGGUACAAUGAGACGCAGAUAAAUGCGUACUUGAACCUGUUGAUAUACGCACAGCAGUUUUAUGGUAGAAAGAACAAAGACGAUUUCACGUUUGCAAUGUUCUACAGUCAGCCACCUUACAGCGACCUUAUUUUCCAAGACGCAACGCAACAGUUGGCCGUUAUUCCGCCUGAGAAACGAAAUUACAUUGCCUACCUCGGCGAGGACUUUUUGAGGGCUAGACGUAUCGUGGACUGUACUGCAGGUUCUGCAGUUGAUGUGCCUUCCAUCGUCGGAACUCUGGUUAUGAUGAUGAUGACGCUCGUAUUUGGAAGAUAAAAGAGUUAUUAUUUUGGAGCUUUUUACAAAGUAUGGGGAGAGAUAGUUUUUAUUCGAACGAAAUUUUUUUAUAAACUUGCGGAUCUGAUUGCGAUAAGUUAAAGUAACAAUUUUUGUAUGAAUAAAUAAAAAGUCUGUGAAUAAGGUAUUUUAAGAAUCAUACACUAGUGAUUUGUAAUUUUCAAGAUACUCGGUUUUUUUCAAAUUCAAGUGCCGUAGGUUUCAUUGUUUUUUUUAAUUUUUGCAUAGAUAAGAAUAUCUUAAAAUAUAUAUAUUCAAAGUACAAAAUAUUAAAAAACGUUAUUUAUCAAUUAACGAGAGUAUAACUUGAAAAUUGUCGAUGCAUCUACAAUUUCGUAUGCUUUUUUAAACUUUUUACACCAAAACUUGUAAAACGAUUGCUUGAAUUUCUUCAUAAGUAGAAUCUCACUACUGUACAUAGUUUUUAAAAUAUAAGUAAUUUAGUACCAAGCUCCGCUUUUAAAGCGAAGUUCGCGUAGUUAGAGAGAAUCGCUUAUUAUCGUUAAGAAUAAUAAUAGAAGCGUAUGAAUAAUCUCAAAACUAUUUUUACGACUUUUGCAAAUUUCAGGAUUUCAUACGAAACAUAUUCCGUCCAUUUAAGUGUAAGAAAUUUACACAGUAAAAGAUUAUGUAUUGAAAUGAUCCGUCCAUGCGUAAUAAUUUAUGCUUUUAUAUAUCUCUACGAGUAAUCUAUAACAUAAUUUUUUUUACAUAAAAAAUUUCCGUAACAAAAUAAAAGAUUUGAAAAAAAAUGUAAAAUU